Molecule: messenger RNA, 710 nt
Organism: Spizellomyces punctatus DAOM BR117
Lineage: Eukaryota; Fungi; Chytridiomycota; Chytridiomycetes; Spizellomycetales; Spizellomycetaceae
Product: snoRNA-binding rRNA-processing protein IMP3
Exons: 3
Coding region: 45-593 (182 amino acids)
Biological process (GO): rRNA processing
Cellular component (GO): Mpp10 complex; small ribosomal subunit; small-subunit processome
Molecular function (GO): snoRNA binding; rRNA binding; structural constituent of ribosome
Source: RefSeq, a predicted model, not a curated record
ACGGCAAUCAACACUCUUCCAACCCUCCCUCCUGCUCAUCCGCAAUGGUUCGAGAAUUCAAGUACCACGAGAAAAAGCUGCUUCGGAAGGUGGACUUCCUACAAUGGAAGUCCGAUCAGUCGCUUCACGAGACCAGAGUUAUGCGGCGAUACCACGUCCAGAAGCGAGAGGACUAUAUAAAAUAUAACAAAAUGUGUGGUCAAAUAACGAAGCUGGCAAAUAAACUCUCUCUAUUGGACCCUCGCGAUCCUGUCCGCGUAAAGAUGACAGAUGCAUUACUGGAAAAGCUCUACAAGAUGGGCGUCCUGACUGCCGAGAAGAGUCUAAGUCAGUGCUCAAAGAUUACUGUGGCUGCCUUCUGUAGGCGUAGGCUUCCAGUGGUCAUGGUGCGCCUAAAAAUGGCAGAAACGGUGAAGCAAGCGGUUGUAUAUGUAGAGCAGGGACAUGUGCGAGUAGGGCCGGAAACAGUGACAGACCCAGCAUAUCUUGUCACGAGAAAUAUGGAAGACUUUGUAACCUGGGUCGAUACUUCCAAGAUCAAGAGGAAGAUUAUGAAAUAUAACGACAAGCUGGACGACUUUGACCUAUUGUAGUGUUCUAUACGACAGUGCGACAUGCGAUCACGUCGACGGUUAGCGUUGGAGGUCCUGAAUUGUACAUACCUGAGUUAUUUAUUUCAAUUAUAUGCUUUUUGUACUCCAUGCUCCCCC